AUGAAGGUCCAGAUUCUCUCCGUUGCCGCAUUGGCCUCUUUGGCCAGUGCCUUCUCUGAUGCCCUCAGCAAGCGUGACUCACCACUUGCUGUGACCCUUGAAGUUACCGACAAUACACACGUCAAGGCACUCAUCGUUAACAACGGUUCUGAGGACCUGAAGCUUUUCAAGACUGGUACUUUCCUUGAUGACUCUCACGUAGAGAAGGUUGAGGUGUUCAAGGCUGGCGAGAAGGUUGCCUUCGACGGUAUCCGUCUUCGUGUUAGCACCGCCAAUCUUGAUGAAUCGGCAUUCCAGAUUCUGGCUGCUGGAGAGUCUAUUGAGGCUUUCUUCGAUAUUGCCGUAGCUCACGACCUUGGUGCUGGUGGAGAGUUCAACGUCGUCACUGAAGGUGCUUUCGCCUAUGCCGAUCUCGACUCCACCGUCAUUGCAGGUGCCGUCCCAUUCACUAGCAACACUGUUGCAACUGCGGUCGACGGUGAAAAGGCUGCCAGGGUCCGCCGUGACUACCAAGAUCUCGCAAAGCGCACUGUCGUGCAGUCAGACUGCACUGGCACCCGCCGCAGUGCUACUACCACUGCCAUUUCCAACUGUGCUUCUUUGGCGCGCACUGCCGCUUCUGCCGCCGUGAACAAUGCUGCCAAAAUGAACGAGUACUUCAAGUCUACUUCAUCUUCAACCGUUAGCACCGUUCAGCGGGUCUUCAACAACAUCGCUUCGCAGUGCGGCUCCACAACGUCGGGGAAUUCACGCUACUACUGUAGUGACAUCCUUGGUGCUUGCUCCAACGGUGUUUUGGCGUACACCUACCCAGCUACCAGCCAAAUGGUCAACUGCCCUUUGUUUUUCUCUGGCCUUACUGCGCUCAGCCGUGUUUGCCAUGACCAAGACCAGGCUACCACAAUUCUUCACGAAAUGACCCACUUGACCCAGGUCAAGGGUACCUCCGAUUACGGUGGCUACGGCUACAACUUCGUUCGCAGUCUUACUGCCGCACAAAACCUGAACCACGCUGACACAUACACUCUCUUUGCUCAGGAACGUCUUCAAGAAGAGGUCUUCCGUCGUGAUACCGUACACAUCGAGAUGAAUUUCUACCUUUGCGGUAAGACCUGUGGCUCCAAGACGUGGAAAAAUGUCGCUUUCAAGUAUCCCUGUCGCGUUGUCUGCAUGCCGUACAGCCCAUACAACUCGAAUCUUUUGGAUGGAGACUUGGCCCUCCCGCUCAAAUUUAGAGAUGAGACUUUGCAGAUGUCCCAUGGCAACGGUGACACCGGAACCACCAACAAUGAAUAA
This is a messenger RNA of Plenodomus lingam JN3, 1296 nucleotides long. RefSeq lists its product as uncharacterized. The record is from RefSeq and is a predicted model, not a curated record. Gene Ontology annotation, biological process: proteolysis. Gene Ontology annotation, molecular function: metalloendopeptidase activity. Lineage: Eukaryota; Fungi; Ascomycota; Dothideomycetes; Pleosporales; Leptosphaeriaceae.